Sphaeroforma arctica JP610 is the source of this 591-nucleotide messenger RNA. RefSeq lists its product as hypothetical. Bases 1 to 591 code for a protein of 196 amino acids. NCBI's taxonomy places the organism in Eukaryota, Ichthyosporea, Ichthyophonida. The record is from RefSeq and is a predicted model, not a curated record. The transcript has 6 exons.
AUGGACAUGGGGGAGGUAGACGCUCACUUUGAAACUCUGCGCGAAGAUCUGCUGCGUAUAGUAAACAGCCAGGAGACCACCAACCAGUGCUUGCGUGCUACAAUUGAGAGGAACACACAGGCGUUCACAGACGAUACCGAUGGACUGAGGAAGCGUUUACUAGCCGCUGAGAAAGACAUCGCAGCACUCGAGAAGGAUGUCAACAAACGCACCGAGAUUAGCUGGGCCCUAUACAGCCACAACAAAGAAUUGGUCAAGCGAAACAAGGACCUCGAGGACAAGUACGAGCGAGCCAAGAAGAUCAUCACCAAGGACAAAGCAAAGCUGAAGAGUUGCUCGUGCAAAGCCUCGACAUCACAGAGCCGUUCUUCGUCUCCCACUGUGGAGCACAGUGACACUGGUACUGACACAGCAAAAAGGCCAAGUAAAAGCAAGGUUGAAAAAGAGAAUGCGAAAGUUGGCUCAGGAGAUACAGACACCGAAGAGCCGGCCAUGAAGCGCAGUAAGAUUUCCUCCAAAGUUGCCGGUCCGACAAAUAUCACCCGUUCUAAAAAAGCGGUUGCUGACGAACACGAAGCCGAAGCAGACUGA